AUGUAUCCCGCCCUUCCAUUACAUAUUCUAACGCUAAAUGUAAGAGGUUUAGGGUCUAGAAGGAAGCAGUUUCAGCUGUUGCGUCUUUUCGAAGAAGAGAAAGUGGACGUUGCGGCAAUACAGGAGACAAAAUUAUCUACAGAUGAAGGCAUCGCGGGCGCAUUAGAACCUUUUCUUAAGGAUUACGAAAUCUGCGUUAGCCAAUACACCCAUUUCCAAGGAACAUCUCACGCACGAUUAGACAGAAUAUAUGUCUCAGGUGAUAUAAUCAACUCAAUGAGCAAUUACCAAGUCAAACCAGUUUUCUUUUCUGAUCACUGCCUGGUAUCAGUCUGCUUUGGGCCGCGCAGACUCCGAGGUGUUCAUCAGCAGUGGGAACACUGGAAGCUCAACCUGAGGCUUCUAAGUGAUGAGCAGUUUUCAACUAACAUCUCCUUACUUUUGUCGAAUACAUUGCAAAACAUUGACAUGCACAUCUUUGCAAAAUGGGAUAGUUUCAAACAAGAAGCAAAAAACCUCGCAAUCGAACGCGCUACACGCGCUACAAUUGCAUCAUAUAUAAACAAACAACAGCAGCGCGACCUUUUUAAAAAUUUAGUAACCCUUUACGAGCUUGAAUGCUUAAACCCAGGCGCGUACAGCGACGAUGUUAACAUAGUACGAGCCCAGCUUCAAAAGUAUGAAACCGAAAGGUACCGCGGAGCAUUAAUUCGCUCGCGGAAGAAACGCCUUCUCCUCGGCGAACAACCUACCAAAAGAUCUUUGGAUGACGAAAGACGUAACGCGCUGUCAAAAGAAAUAGUAGAAAUUAACAAAGAUGGUAAUAUAGUGUGCGGUUUAGUUAGUUUUGUGCGAGUGGCUGCCGCUGACGAAAGCCAGCACCACGAUGCAUCCGGUUUCGUAUAG
Messenger RNA from Ixodes scapularis (black-legged tick), 906 nucleotides. RefSeq lists its product as uncharacterized. The transcript is spliced from 3 exons. The record is from RefSeq and is a predicted model, not a curated record. Bases 1 to 906 code for a protein of 301 amino acids. Lineage: Eukaryota; Metazoa; Arthropoda; Arachnida; Ixodida; Ixodidae.